This is a messenger RNA of Lachancea lanzarotensis, 375 nucleotides long. It is a transcript of the gene ACP1, whose product is annotated as LALA0S03e07470g1_1. Gene Ontology annotation, molecular function: acyl binding; acyl carrier activity. The transcript has a single exon. The record is from RefSeq and is a predicted model, not a curated record. Bases 1 to 375 code for a protein of 124 amino acids. Gene Ontology annotation, cellular component: mitochondrion. NCBI's taxonomy places the organism in Eukaryota, Fungi, Ascomycota, Saccharomycetes, Saccharomycetales, Saccharomycetaceae. Gene Ontology annotation, biological process: fatty acid biosynthetic process.
AUGCUUUCCAAUAUUCUUCGCGGAAGCGCAAUGGCGCUCAGAACCACAUCGAUGCGGACCGCACUACGUCCUUCCGGUGCAAGUCCUGCCCUAUGGUCAUCUCUUCGUCUGUACUCGUCCAGCUUGAACAACGACGACAUCCGCUGCCGUGUCAUCGAUGUGGUCAAGGCGUUUGACAAGACCACUGCUAGUGCUCAGAUAAAUGCCGAUACGCAUUUCGCCAAGGACCUUGGUUUGGACUCGCUAGACACGGUGGAGCUUCUGGUCGCCAUUGAAGAGGAAUUCGACGUGGAAAUCCCAGACAAGGUCGCGGACGAGAUCAAGAGCGUUUCGCAAGCGGUCGACUACAUUGCUUCGAACCCAGAGGCCAAUUGA